This is a messenger RNA of Talaromyces stipitatus ATCC 10500, 2250 nucleotides long. RefSeq names its product glycerol-3-phosphate dehydrogenase, mitochondrial. The transcript has 4 exons. Gene Ontology annotation, cellular component: mitochondrion; glycerol-3-phosphate dehydrogenase (FAD) complex. Gene Ontology annotation, molecular function: glycerol-3-phosphate dehydrogenase (quinone) activity. The record is from RefSeq and is a predicted model, not a curated record. Gene Ontology annotation, biological process: glycerol-3-phosphate metabolic process. Lineage: Eukaryota; Fungi; Ascomycota; Eurotiomycetes; Eurotiales; Trichocomaceae. The coding region runs from base 1 to 2118 and encodes 705 amino acids.
AUGGUCGCCCAGCACUCUCGCCGCUUCGUUCGGCCUCUUUUAUAUACCUCCGCCGCACUAGCUACCGGUGCUGGCUUACUUUACGUCGCAUAUCGUCCACGAAAUAUCCCAGGUUCAGAGCCGGCUGUAGUGCCUCCGCCCGGUUAUCGAUCAGGGAAGCUUGUGCCUCCCAGCUUCCCGCGCAUCAAAUCGCGUGAAGAGCAAAUCGCCGACUUGCGACGGAGCGCUGGCAUUGGCGCUCAGAAUGGGGAAGUAGAGCCCUACGAUUUGCUCGUCAUCGGAGGAGGUGCGACCGGCUCAGGUAUCGCGCUUGAUGCUGCCACGCGAGGGUUGAAAGUCGCCGUUGUCGAAAGAGAUGAUUUCAGCGCUGGAACCAGUAGUAAGAGUACAAAGCUGGUUCAUGGCGGUGUCCGUUAUUUGGAGAAGGCAGUUUGGGAAUUGGAUUAUGCCCAGUACUCGCUUGUCAAAGAAGCGCUCCGUGAGCGUAAAUAUUUCUUGAAGACCGCGCCCCAUUUGUCCAUGUGGCUGCCGAUUAUGGUCCCUGUGCAGAAGUGGUGGCAAGCACCAUACUUCUGGAUGGGCUGCAAGGCCUACGACUUUUUGGCCGGUUCCGAGGGAAUUGAGAGUUCUUACUUCCUUACGCACAGCAAAGCUCUCGAUGCUUUCCCCAUGCUGAAGAAAGAGGACUUGUUUGGUGCUGUGGUCUAUUAUGACGGAGCACACAAUGAUUCGCGUAUGAAUGUCUCCUUAGCAAUGACUGCCGCCUUGUACGGUAGCACAGUCGUCAACCAUUUGGAAGUGACUGGUUUGACCAAGGAUGCCAAGGGAAGACUCAACGGAGCUUUCGUCAAGGAUCUCAUAGCUGAAAAGAACGGUAAAGGGUCUGAAGUAUUCCAUAUUCGUGCCAAGGGAAUCAUUAAUGCCACCGGUCCUUUCUCCGACGCUAUUCGCAAAAUGGAUGAACCCGAGACAAUGGAAAUUGUUGCUCCUAGUUCCGGUGUCCAUGUCAUUUUACCCGGUUAUUACAGCCCCUCUAACAUGGGACUUAUUGACCCUUCGACAUCGGACGGUCGCGUGAUUUUCUUCUUGCCAUGGCAAGGAAACACCAUUGCUGGAACGACUGAUCGGGCCACCGAGAUCACUCCUCACCCUCAACCUGCCGAAGAGGACAUUGACUGGAUUUUGAAAGAGAUUAGCGGUUACCUUGCGCCGGAUAUCAAUGUACGACGAGACGACGUUCUUGCGGCAUGGGCAGGAAUUCGACCUCUGGUCCGAGACCCCAAGGCUAAGAAUACAGAAUCUCUCGUCCGAAACCACUUGAUUACUAUUUCCGCGUCCGGUCUCUUGACCUGCGCCGGUGGAAAAUGGACAACCUACCGACAGAUGGCUGAAGAGGCUGUUGACGAAGCCAUCAAGGCAUUCGCUCUCCAGCCUCGCAAGGUGCAAAACAUCCCCGACGUAAGCGGCACAGGUCUCAAGACAGACAACUUCAACCUCGACGGAUCCUGCCAGACUCACCAAGUUCGCCUGAUUGGUGCCCACGGUUGGUCAAAGACUCUCUUCAUCAACCUCAUUCAGCAUUUCGGUAUUGAAACAGACGUCGCAAAGCACUUGACGAGCUCGUACGGUGACCGUGCAUGGCAAGUUGCUGCUCUUUCCUCCCCCACGGACGCUCGCUUCCCUCUUCGUGGAAUUCGCAUCUCGGCGUUGUAUCCGUUUAUUGAUGGCGAGGUUCGCUAUGCCGUGAGACACGAGUAUGCUCAAACCGCAGUUGAUGUCUUGGCCCGCCGAACUCGACUUGCUUUCUUGAAUGCUCAAGCCGCCCUUGAAGCGCUACCUAACGUCAUUGACCUGAUGGCCGAGGAAUUGAAAUGGGACGAGAAGCGAAAGAACCUUGAAUGGAAGGAUACUGUUCAGUUCUUGACAUCCAUGGGCCUUCCUAAAGAUCGUGUCAACAUCACAAGGAAGGAAGUUGAGGAGGGCAAGACUCGUAUCUUGAUUGAGGGCACGUCAAGCUCAGCCCGGACUGACUCUCCGGCCGAUAUUCUUCAGGGCGAUCUUUCGAGCAUAGGGAAAAAAGAUCCUGGUAUGAGCCCUAGCUCGCCAGUCAACAAAUAGAUUGCACUUUUUUUGGAGGGUGUUUGUAUUAUACUUAUAGAAUAACUAUACUAUAAAGCGGUGUACGAGGGACAACGAUCUUGCCGGUCCCUCUGGGUUAGUGAUAGACCGUAUAUAGAUCGUUUGUGUUUG